Aureobasidium melanogenum CBS 110374 is the source of this 1491-nucleotide messenger RNA. RefSeq lists its product as uncharacterized. The transcript has a single exon. Lineage: Eukaryota; Fungi; Ascomycota; Dothideomycetes; Dothideales; Saccotheciaceae. The record is from RefSeq and is a predicted model, not a curated record. The coding region runs from base 1 to 1491 and encodes 496 amino acids.
AUGGACUCUACAGCAUCUUUCCAUAUGGCUCACCGCCGUAUUGCCAAUUUGUCUAUUGACACCAACGCAUUCAAUGGGCAGUCGGCUUUAAUCUCGCCCCCUGAGUCAGCCAACAGUAAUCGUCGUAGCUCUUACGACAUGAACUUCCAUCACACACCUUUGUCGACAUACCAUCCGAACACGCCAGUUCAUUACUCUGGUCAGGACGUCUACAACGUGUUGCCGUCCGACAAGAUGAAGAUUACCUUCAAUCAAUUUCCUCCGAGUCCUGUCGACUUCACCCAGAGUCAGCAGAACUAUACUACUGCCUGCAACUCGCCAGCAUGGAACUCGCCGAUGGCAUUUGGACAGAAGCCUGAAGUAGACACUUCGUUCUACCAGGAUAGCUCAGCAUUGUUGUCGACUGACCAGGACUGGAACAGCUCGACAAUGAGCUACCAUUCAAAUGUCGACUAUGCUCCUGAUCCGAACUCCCUGUUCAUGUUGCCAUCUCAGGACACCUCAGCGUCGUUCAUGACCGACGUUGAAUCGUCUCAUCACGAGGACCUUCCCAUCUGCAUCGCGCCUAGCCAGGCCGUGCAUCAAGCACCGAAUAUCAUCGAGUACGACAUGAGCAUAUCCGGCUGGGGCGGCUUGCACACCCCUGUGCAUGACAGCAACAUCUUGCACUCUUCCUCACCUCCAGAGUUUUCUCCCAUAACUCCUUCAACCCUUGACUGUUCGUUUGACUCCUCCUAUGUCAAGCCCGAGAUCUCUCCUUCCUCUUCUCUCUAUGGUCAUGCUUCCCGCUCGAGCUUAGGCAAGAAGGGUCGGAAGAUGUCAAAAGCUGACAAACGUCGCUCAAUUUGCAAGAGUGUCGCAGUCUCCAAUUCGAACACCUCGAUCACCGUCUUCACCGAUGAACAGUCGGAGAUCUUCCAUGGCCUCAAUGAAGAGGACAAGAAGACUUUCAGCGCGGGCAAGAAAAUGCACAAAUGCAAGACUUGCAACUCGAAGUUUGGUCGAUCGGAGCACUGCAAGAGGCACGAGACCACUCAUUCGGGAGAGUCAAAGUUCCACUGCUACUUGUGGGAUCACCGUCUCGACCCUGAAAACCCCAAGAGUCAGUGCACGGUCGGCAAGAACGGUGACGGUAAGCAGAACCGUGGCGACAACAAUCGUUCUCACCACUGGACGCACGUGAAAGCCUACCUCGUCCUCAACGAUGCCCUCGUCCGCGAACGCAGCAAGACUUCAAACGGCAAAGCCAAGUCCAGAGGCCGCAACUGGCCAGUCUCUCCCACCCAAUUCUUGACUUUGGUGCGCUCUCAAGACUCUCUCGAGCAACAAGAAAAGGUGCUCAGUUUUAUGAACGGAGAGUCUGGUAGAGACUUUGGCGUUCAUAUCCUUUGGGAUAAGGAAGGUUGUCCUGUUGUUCCUUGUUCGAUGAGUAUUGGGGCUGGGGCUUGUGGGAUGUGCAGAUCUAAGCAGGGGAAGAAGGAGAAGAAGUAG